Molecule: messenger RNA, 1684 nt
Organism: Hydractinia symbiolongicarpus
Lineage: Eukaryota; Metazoa; Cnidaria; Hydrozoa; Anthoathecata; Hydractiniidae
Exons: 3
Coding region: 158-1663 (501 amino acids)
Source: RefSeq, a predicted model, not a curated record
AUUAUAUUUUGACUAGCCCAUCUGAUAAAACAUGUCCAAUGAGAUGUGGUUCUCAAUGUAUCAUUCGACUGACUCUCAAUAGACUUCUCCAACGCCUUUAUGUUUUGAAUUCGUUUCCAGUCUUUUUAUUUUGUUUUUAUCUUAGUAUAACUAAAAAAUGGCUUUAAAAGAAAUCGCUGAAUUAUUCAAAAAACCUUUGACUAAGAUAUCGUUUCCUAAAGAAUGCGAAAAACAUGUUUAUUUAUAUCAUAAGCAUUUUCUUAAAACAAACAAAAGUAACCAAAGCAAAGGUUUAAAUCAACAAAAUCGAAAAGAACAUGAAACCGACGUAUCGAGGCAAAAGAAGAAGAAAGGGAAAACGAAAAAGAAAAAGAAAGCAAGUCAGACCACGCAGUCCACAAAGGUACAUAAUGGCAAGUCUCCCUCAGCAAAGACACCAAGUCAUAACAGCGACCAUGGUCAAAUCUCCUAUAAUAAAUCAGAUGGACAAUCCUCGUCAAGGGUAUUAGUAAAAACGCCAGUGAUAGAGGAAGAUCCAGGACUUGCUUUACCAGUUAGAAAAAUAGAAAAAACACAUAAAUGGCCGACAUUAUUGAGACCAGGGAAAGUUAGAACAAAUAACUUUGGGGGUAUAACGCCCUCUCACCAAGCUACUACACCUUCCAGAGCGGGCGUAACGCCUUUUCACGAUGGCGUAAGUCAAUCUUCAAGUAUAUCACUUCAAAAUAAACAGUCUCAUGAUUUACUUGGCAAAUUGUUAAAAAAUAAAAAAUAUGCACCAGUCAUAUCAGAGAAGAAUGAUGUUACGCCUGAAAGGCAUCACGAGAAAAUGGAUAUCUCGCACGAUCAUUCUAUUUUUACUGAUGAACCUUUACCACCGGGCGUCGAACCUGAUAAGGUGGAGUGUGAAAUUAAAGAAGAUUCGAACGUAAACAAACAUGAAAACCACCCUGGUGGAGGGUUUGACGACAUUCAAAGCACUAAAAAUCAUGAUGCGUUUAAUGGAAAUAAGAAUUUUCAAGAUAAACUUUCAGACCUUAUUUUAGGUGAAGUAAAAGGGAAAGAAAUUUCCCUUAAAAUGAAAAAGGAAGAAAGUUUCACUGAAGAGGAUAAUACUUCCAUAAAACCGAGUGCCGAAGACAAACAGAAUAAAAGUCAACCCUGGGAUAACGAAGAACAAAAGCCCUGGGAAUUGUAUGAUGAACCUUGCCCUCCUGGAAUGGAAGAUGACAUGCCAGAUAGUCAUGUCGCCAUGGAAACAAAUAAAAAAGCAACAACUGUAAAUAGCGUGACGAUUCAUUCAGACAACGCCCACGAUGGCGUUACAGUGAUUGAACAAAAGAAAAACAUCGAGACAAGUGUAACAGAUGUAGAAACUCGUUUUGAUAAGAAUUCAGCUCCGUGUGCGAAAUCUUGCAGCAUAAGUGGCGGUGAAAGAAACGUUGAAAAAAAUAAACACGAUGUAGUGAUGACGUCACGAAGAAUUACGCGCUCAAUGCAACAAAAAUUAUCAAGCAAUCAGAAUGUUAGUAGUUCACAACUCAUUGAUUUUCUUUCUCCUUCUGCAUCCAUGGAUAUUUCUAUGUUGACAGGCGAAACUCGUAAAAGAAAAAGUAAGUUUCUUUUGUUAUCUUGUGGUAACAAUCUCAUGGUGCAGUUAUAAAAGUAUAUUAUAUCAAAGUCU